AUGCCCGACUUUAGCGACGGCUACUUUGAGGAGCUGAAGAAGAAGAUUCGCCUCAUCACUGACCACAACCAGCACAACCACAACCAACACCAACAGCAGCAGCAACAGCAACAGCAACUUCAGCUGCAAAAUCGGCAAAAGUUGAGUCCGAGCAAAGAAGAGGAGGAAGAAGCUGCUGUGUUUCAAGAGGAGAAAAGUGCAAAAUCUGAAGUUGAAAAGGAUCAAAAGUCGUCUGAAAAGAAGGACGAGCAAGAGGCAGCUGCAGUGGUGCAGCCGACCGGUGGUGAUGGCCAAAACAGUGCCAUCAUCUUCUCGCUGAAGAAUCAAGUCACCGGACUGGUGCGAGCGUUGCGCGUCUUUCAGGAGUUCAACAUCAACGUGCGUCACAUUGAGUCGCGCAAGUCCCGCCGAAAGACCUCCCAGUACGAGAUCUACGUGGACAUCGACUGCGAGGACAAGGAGAAGAUGAACAGUUGGUUUUGUUGUGUAAAAUCAAUUGCUGAGAUCUUCAACAUUGAAGGCGAGCUAAUCGGCGAGGAUGGCAUGCCCUGGUUCCCCAAGCGCAUUAUCGACAUUGACCUGAGCGCCAAUCGAGUGCUGAUGUACGGUGCCGAGCUGGACGCUGACCAUCCGGGCUUCAAGGAUCCAGUGUACCGAAAGAGACGCAAGUACUUUACCGAUCUGGCCAUGCAGUACAAGCAUGGAAAACCUAUUCCCCGAGUGAACUACACCGAGGUUGAGACCAAAACCUGGGGCGUCAUCUUCAAGGAGCUGAAGGCGCUCUACCUGGCGCACGCCUGCAAGGAGUUUAAUGAGAACUUUGCCCUCCUCGAGAAGUACUGCGGCUACCGGGCGGACAACAUUCCCCAGCUGGAGGACAUUUCGCAAUUCCUGAAGCAGCGAACCGGUUUUCAACUUCGCCCCGUUGCUGGCUACCUUUCCUCGCGGGACUUUAUGGCCGGUCUGGCGUUUCGCGUCUUCCACUGCACACAGUACAUUCGCCACUCCAGUGAUCCCUUCUACACGCCCGAGCCUGACUGCUGCCACGAGCUGCUCGGCCACUGUGCCCUGCUCGCCGACCAGAGCUUUGCGCAGUUCUCGCAGGAGAUUGGCCUGGCGGCGCUGGGCGCCAACGAUGAGGAGGUGGACAAGCUGGCCACCUGCUACUUCUUCACCAUUGAGUUCGGUCUGGCGAAGCAGGACAAUGAGCUGAAGGUCUACGGCGCCGGACUGCUCUCGUCGGUGGCGGAGUUGAAGCACGUCGUCUCCGGCUCUGCGCACAUUCUGGCAUUUGACCCCAUUCUCACCUGUCAACAGGAGCCGAUGAUCACUACUUUUCAGCAGGUCUACUUCUACACAGACUCUUUCACUGAUGCAAAAGAGCAGAUGAGAGAGUUUGCCAAGACGAUAAAGCGCCCUUUCGGUGUACGGUACAAUCCGUACACUCAAAGUGUGGAGAUACUGAGCAACACGAGGAAGAUCAUGGACCUGGUCAGCGAGCUGAAGGGCGACCUGUGCAUCGUGACCAACGCAUUGGCAAAGAUCAAGGAGGACAACGACAACAGCAACAACAACAACCACAACAAUGAAGAAGCUCUUGAGCUGCACCAGUCUUCAGCCCGGGCACUUCUUCAGCAGGGCGCCCUGGUGGCACUGCCCAACAUCGGUGAACAGCAGCAGCAGCACAACACUGACCAGUCUCAGACUGAGGCCACACCGACGGAGAACGCAAUGAUCGAGGAGAUGAUCAACGCCGUGGAGGACAUUCAAUUUCACAAUCAGACUGAGCCCUAA
Rhagoletis zephyria (snowberry fruit fly) is the source of this 1794-nucleotide messenger RNA. The record is from RefSeq and is a predicted model, not a curated record. NCBI's taxonomy places the organism in Eukaryota, Metazoa, Arthropoda, Insecta, Diptera, Tephritidae.